AUGUCAAACAUAGGUCUCCAAGUUAGACAAGCAGUCCCAGGAGUAGAUCCCGUGGUCGUGGAUUAUACCGUAGGAUACAUCCAGCAUGUUACAAAUGCCACUGAAGACAGCGUGGCUGCACAACAAGUCAAUAUUGACGAAGAAAUGAAUUUCAUAAAAGGUCUUUUGCUUAAUGCCGGAGGACUCGAAGAUAAGGUGGAUAAACUCGUGACAUCGACGAGCCAGCAAAUCGCAGAGAAACUCAAGGAGAACAUGGCCAAGUUGGAGUUGACAGGUGAUACUUCUAGGCGGCUCUUGGACAUCAAUUUGUUGAAACAGAAUAGUUCGAAGAGAGACAUUAACAGCUCAUUGGCGCUCUUAAAUGCUAGCAAUGAUAUUGAGCACACAGGAAGAAAGAUGGAAAGUAGAGUGGACAAGAAGAAAUUGGAAAAACAAGAAAGAAAAAUCGCCAAAAAGGUGGCUAAGCGGAACAACAAGUUUGUUCAAUAUGAGGCUUCCAGAUUGCUCAAUGAAAAGAAGGAAGAUGAUUACGAUUCGUUCUUUUUGGAGAUUAACCCACUCGAUUUCGGCUCUAGUGCUGGUAAGUCCAAAGAUAUAAAAAUUGACGGGUUUGAUUUGUAUGUUGGAGACGGUCAGAGAAUUCUUAGCAAUGCGUCUCUCACGUUGGCUCACGGCAGAAGAUACGGUUUAGUGGGUCAGAACGGUAUUGGUAAGUCGACGUUGUUGAGGGCGCUUUCCAGACGUGAACUCAACAUUCCUAAGCAUAUAACUGUGUUACAUGUGGAACAGGAAAUUAGAGGCGAUGAUACCCCAGCUUUACAAAGUGUGUUGGAUGCCGAUGUUUGGAGAAAAAGUUUGAUACAAGAGGAGGCCAAGAUAAACGAGCGCAUAGCAGAGAUAGAGAAAUUGAGGCUGGAGUUCGACGAAGAUUCCAACGAGGUGAAAAAAUUGGACAAUGAAAGAGAAGAUUUGGACAAGCAUUUACAAGAUGUCAAUGAAAAGUUGUACGAGAUGGAGUCAGAUAAGGCGGAAAGUAAAGCUGCAGCCAUACUUUUCGGGUUGGGGUUCACAAAAGAGUCUCAAAUGAAUCCUACCAAAUCGUUCUCGGGUGGUUGGAGAAUGAGAUUGUCGUUGGCUCGUGCCUUGUUCUGCGAACCCGACCUUCUUCUUUUGGAUGAACCUUCCAAUAUGUUGGAUGUUCCUUCUAUCACCUACUUGGCAAGAUACUUGCAAUCGUACAAGUCUACCGUGUUGGUAGUGUCUCACGACCGUGCGUUCCUCAACGAUGUGGCUACAGAUAUAAUUCACCAGCACUCUGAAAGAUUGGACUAUUACCGUGGAUCGAAUUUCGACUCGUUCUACGCAACCAGAGAGGAAAGAAUCAAGAAUCAAAGGAGAGAAUACGAAAAUCAAAUGGCUUACAGAAAGCAUUUGCAAGAAUUUAUCGACAAAUUCAGGUAUAACGCUGCGAAAUCGCUGGAAGCUCAAUCCAGAAUCAAAAAGUUGGAAAAACUUCCUAUUCUCGAGCCUCCAGAAGACGACAAGGUGGUGACAUUCAAGUUCCCUGAGCCUGACAACUUAUCGCCGCCAAUUUUGCUGAUGCAAGACUUAACUUUUGGCUACGAUCCAUCUCAUAUCUUGAUACGAGACGUCAAUUUGGACGUUCAAAUGAACUCAAGAAUUGCAUUUUGUGGUGGUAACGGUACUGGUAAGACCACACUUCUUAAACUCUUAAUGGGUCAGCUUACGCCAUUGCUGGGUUACGUCAAUUCUAAUGGUCGUUUAAGAAUAGGUUACUUUGCGCAACAUCACGUUGAUGCCAUGGAUCUUAGUCUUUCUGCGGUUUCGUGGAUGUCUAAAACAUACCCUGGGAAAACAGACGAAGAGUACAGACGCCAUUUGGGGUCGUUUGGUAUUACCGGCUCGUUGGGGCUUCAAAAAAUGCAACUUCUUUCUGGAGGUCAGAAAUCGAGAGUUGCAUUUGCAGCCUUGUGUUUGUCACAACCUCAUAUUUUAAUUUUGGAUGAGCCUUCGAAUCACUUGGAUACUCAAGGUUUGGAUGCGUUGGCAGAUGCCUUGAACGAAUUCAAAGGAGGAAUUCUCAUGGUAUCACACGACGUUAACAUCAUUGAUCGAGUGUGUAAUGAGAUCUGGGUUGCCGAGAACGAAACCGUCUCUAAAUUCCCAGGUGACAUCCACGCCUAUAAGAAACACAUAUUGGAGUUGGCUGAUGCAUCGGGAGUGGUUAGGAAGCACUGA
This is a messenger RNA of Meyerozyma guilliermondii ATCC 6260, 2259 nucleotides long. It is a transcript of the gene GCN20, whose product is annotated as putative AAA family ATPase. Gene Ontology annotation, molecular function: ATP hydrolysis activity; ATP binding. NCBI's taxonomy places the organism in Eukaryota, Fungi, Ascomycota, Pichiomycetes, Serinales, Debaryomycetaceae. The record is from RefSeq and is a predicted model, not a curated record. The transcript has a single exon. Bases 1 to 2259 code for a protein of 752 amino acids.